Molecule: messenger RNA, 965 nt
Organism: Cuscuta campestris
Lineage: Eukaryota; Viridiplantae; Streptophyta; Magnoliopsida; Solanales; Convolvulaceae
Source: the annotation of a GenBank genome assembly
GUAAACCAAAAUAGUGUUUUACAAAUGCGAAGUUAAUACUUUAAGAAAUUAUACGCCUCUUGGUUGUUGAAACCCAAGAAAAAUAUGGACAUCUCAUGGCAUUGAACCAUUGUUUCCCAAGACAAUUUUCAUGUUGCCAAGCAGCUUUGUCACUUGUGAGCAUGAACAAAUUGUUAAUGUCCAGAAUUUGCUCUUAAUGUGUUAACAUUUCUAUCAAUUUCAUUCAUUUUGAAUUAGAAUUCCAUUCUUGGGUGAAUUUACUUGCCAGAAUGCAGUAAUGGCAGAGCGCUUCAUCGAAGCAGGUAGCCCUUAUGUCCUAAAACUGGAGAAGGCUGAUGUGUACAGGUUACCGUAUUUGUCGAGCAGCGGUCCUGGUUUUGCUCUACUUGAUGCGGUAAAGAGAGCUAAUUUCAAGGACAUCCAAAGCCAGAUAUCAUCUGGUUUUGCCUCUGGGAGUUGGGAUAAACCAACUCUAGUGACUUGGGGAAUAUCAGAUAAGUAUCUUCCACAAUCAGUGGCUGAAGAGUUUCAAAGGGGAAAUCCCGAAUUUGUCAAGCUUAAACUGAUUGAAGGUGCAGGCCAUAUGCCGCAAGAAGACUGGCCCGAAAAAGUUGUCGAUGCCUUGAGAUCAUUUCUCUAAGCUAUGGCUUCCCGGCAUAUGAUGAAAUGGUAUGAACUUCAUGUGUUUGUCCAACUAUGAGUCAUGAUGUGUGAGACCUCACUUGUGUUGCUGGAUCAAUUUGGGUGACACAUAUAUAUGAUCAAAUGUGGUUGUCGGAACUGGUAUUAAAUUUAUUGUAUUUGGGUGACACUUAUAUGAUCAAAUAUGGUAUGAGACCAACAUUUUGCAACAAACCAAAACAGAGAAUGGGAUAACAUAUGCUGACAUUGCACCAAUGUAUCACUCAUUGAUGAUAACUAAUUGGGCAAUUAGAGUUGAUGUCAAAUAAUUCUGGAAGUAAUGG